Molecule: messenger RNA, 1212 nt
Organism: Cicer arietinum (chickpea)
Lineage: Eukaryota; Viridiplantae; Streptophyta; Magnoliopsida; Fabales; Fabaceae
Product: hevamine-A-like
Biological process (GO): carbohydrate metabolic process
Cellular component (GO): extracellular region
Molecular function (GO): chitinase activity
Source: RefSeq, a predicted model, not a curated record
GCUUCAUUCCACUCUUCAAAGUUCUGAAUUGCCAUUCAUAUCGUCCUAUAAAUAUCCAAAGUGCAAGGAAUAAUUAUUCACAACAUACCAAACUCAAAACCCUAAUACCACCAUCACAAACAUGGCACAAAACUCUCACACCAUGUUAUCUCUUACACUUCUCUUCCUCACUUUUUUUGGAACUUCCCAUGCUCAUGCCGGGGGCAUAGCAAUUUAUUGGGGCCAAAACGGCAACGAGGGAACUCUAUCUGAAGCAUGUGCAACCAAAAAAUACACACAUGUUAACAUAGCAUUUCUCAAUAAAUUCGGUAACGGUCAAACCCCUGAAAUGAAUCUCGCAGGUCACUGCAACCCAUCGACAAAUUCAUGCACGAAAUUCAGUUCAGAAAUAAAAGAUUGCCAAAGUAAAGGAAUCAAAGUUUUACUUUCUAUUGGUGGUGGAAUUGGAAGCUACUCUUUAGCUUCAAUUGAGGAUGCAAAAAAUGUUUCAACAUUUUUAUAUAACACUUUCUUGGGUGGCAAGUCAUCUUCAAGACCAUUAGGUGAUGCUAUUUUAGAUGGAAUAGAUUUUGAUAUUGAACUUGGUUCCACACAAAAUUGGCAAUACCUUGCACGUUUUCUUAAAGGGUAUAGUAGAUUUGGCAAAAAAGUGUAUCUUGGUGCUGCUCCUCAAUGUCCAAUUCCUGAUAAAUUUUUGGGUAGUGCCCUUAAUACAGGACUAUUUGACUUUGUUUGGGUUCAAUUUUAUAAUAACCCUCCUUGUCAAUAUAAUGGGAACAUAACUAACCUUGUGAAUUCUUGGAAUAAAUGGACAACAAAUAUUCCAGCUAGGAAAAUAUUUUUGGGGUUGCCGGCGGCUACGGAGGCUGCCGGAAGUGGUUUUAUUCCGGCGAAUGUGUUGACUUCUGAAAUUUUACCUAUAAUUAAAAAGUCAAGAAAGUAUGGAGGAGUAAUGCUUUGGUCCAGAUUCUAUGAUGUGCAAAAUGGAUAUAGCACUUCUAUUAUUGGAAGCGUGUGAAGAGCUGUUGCUAUUGGUCAAUGAUUUAGUGUCAUAUUCAAGUGGUUGUUUUAAAUUAAUAAUAAUCUAGAAAAAUCAUUAUAUUGUACUACGAGAAUUGUAGUAGUGUUUGUUGAUUUUUAUCUCCAAAUGUGCAAAUGGAGUAUCCACUCUUGACUUUAAAAUAUAAAAUACUACUCGAUUUUCAUUUUGUA